Messenger RNA from Triticum dicoccoides, 1374 nucleotides. RefSeq lists its product as uncharacterized. The transcript has 2 exons. Lineage: Eukaryota; Viridiplantae; Streptophyta; Magnoliopsida; Poales; Poaceae. The coding region runs from base 426 to 896 and encodes 156 amino acids. The record is from RefSeq and is a predicted model, not a curated record.
ACGACCUACUCCUCCCCCACAUCGACCAAUCCACCCACCGCCGCGACCGACCUCCAUCCCACGCCGUGGCCGACCUACCUCCGGCCGCCGUGGCUAGCCGCCCUCCCCCGCCGCGGCCUACAGCCCUCCCUCACCGCGCCCAGCCUCCUCCCGCCGACGCGGUGAACCUUCCUCCCCCGCUAUGGCCAACCACCGUACCGCCGCCGUGCCAAGCCUCCUCCCGCUGCCACAGCCGGCCUCCAUCCCACGCCGGGGCCGACCUACCUCCGGCCGCCGCGGCCAGACUCCCUUCCCCGCCGCGGCCAGUCUCCUCCCGCUGAUGCGACCAGCCUCCCUCCCCCGCUACGGCCAACCUCCGUCCCGCCGCCACGCCAAGCCUCCUCCCACCACCGCGCCCAACCUUCCUCCCUCCGCUGCUGGUCCACAUGGGCUCCACCUCCCGCCGCCUCGGUACCAAUCGCCUCCGACCUUCGUUAUCGUCGUCGUGGAAGACGACCACCAACCACAGGCCGCACCUCCUGGACAGGGUCCCCUCGCCCACGGCCGGCUCAAUAUCCGGUGAGGCGCUCCACCCUCCUUCUGUGCCUCCUUCACAUGAAGCUCCACGCCACCGCCGUGGUCCACCACAUACAACCGACGCUGCGGCAGCAACCCCCCACCACUGUGUUGCCGAUGUGUGCAACCACGUCCAGACGCCCGCUGGAUGUGGGCACAAAGGUAGGGCCACGCCGAGGGAGCUCGAGCUCCACCCCGCGCAGCCGCUUCCCCUGCAGGUUGUACACCCCACCGACCACACAAUCUUCUUCUCCUCCUCUAUUCUCUUGCCUCUUUGCUUCUGUAGUUCAAGAUGUUUUAAAAAGGUUGUAGUAGAAAAACAAAAAGCAGAAGUUCAAUGAUGAAAUUUGAAGAAGGAAAUAUGCAACAAUCAAAGAAGUGCGGUCUCAUUACAGAGAAGGAGAACGCCUUGCAGUCCAGCCGAGUUGACUCCUGCCAUCGGCACUGCAUAAUUAUCACUAGAUGCCCAUGUCCACCGGCGCUGGAUAAUUAGCACUGAACGACUUGCAAUCCAGAAGAAAGUUGCGCCCAUAACCCGUGGAGUUCUAUCACGUUGUGUAGUUGGUCGUGAUGUCUCCUCGAGCUUCAAUUUUAUGACCCUGGUGCAUUUUCUUCAUUUUUGAUGUGCCAUUUGAUGCAUAAAUUAUCACUGGAUGCCCAUGGUGUGUGCACAGUAUGUGUUUUUGUUAGUUCCCCACGGGUUCCUUCAUGUACUAAAUGGUGAUGGGAUAGAGAGAUCCAUUAUUCAUUUGUAUAGAAGUUCAAAUUUAAAUAAACUAGAGGUUCAAUGUUUAUGAAAGCUACUUUAGUAAUUCUUUA